Molecule: messenger RNA, 2438 nt
Organism: Varanus komodoensis (Komodo dragon)
Lineage: Eukaryota; Metazoa; Chordata; Lepidosauria; Squamata; Varanidae
Gene: FAM171B
Product: family with sequence similarity 171 member B
Exons: 8
Coding region: 210-2438 (742 amino acids)
Source: RefSeq, a predicted model, not a curated record
CGUCCUCCUCGCUCCCGGGGCGGCUGGCCGCCACGUCGCUUUGGCUGCUGCCGCUGCUGCUGCUGCUGCUGCUGAAGGGGCGGCUGGGCAGCGCUGCCGCGGCCUCCGACCUGAGCCUAGGAAGGCGCUCUGCGCAGCACCCUCAGCGAGCCGCGCCGCCGAGGGCAUCUCCUCCUUCCUCCUCCUCCCCCGUGGCAGCUCCAGGAUCUAUGUUUACCCUGAAAGUCCAAGUUAAUGACAUAAUCAGCCAUCAGUAUUUACGCCAAGCAGUUGUGGAAAUCUUUGUCAACUACACGAAAACUAAUUCCACACUAACUGGGAAUAAUGGAGCCGUAUUGAUACAAGUUCCCUAUCAACUAGGUCUAAGUUUAACUAUUGCAUCGUAUAAGGAUGGUUAUAUGUUAACACCUUUGCCUUGGAAAACUGGGAGAAUGCCAAUAUAUUCAUCUGUUACGCUUUCACUCUUCCCCCAAAGCCAGGCAAAUAUAUGGCUGUUCGAUGAUACCAUUUUAAUUACUGGGAAACUUUCAGAUGCCAAAUCACAACCAAGUGUUCAGUUUCCAAAAUAUUUAAUUAAACUGCCUGUAAACCACCAUAUCACAAACGUCACAGCCUAUCUUACGGUGCCACAACAGUUUCUGAAAGUGGACCAUUUCCUCUAUACAGCAGGAAUCCUUUUAAACAAGUCAGGCUUCAAAACUAUUGAAUUAAACCCUCUUGCUGCAAUAUGCGUAAACUUACUCUCGGCUGGGAAAGAAUUGCAAGUGGAGGGCCCCAUCCAGGUGACGCUGCCGCUUCUGCCCGCAAGUGCCGUCACAGCAGGUGAUCCCAUCCUGGCGUGGACCUUCGACAUGAAAACCGGUGCCUGGGUAAAUCGUGGAUUGGGCAUGGUAAAGGAUGCAGGUGAUCAUCUGGUAUGGAUGUACACUGCUCCAAGCCUAGGCUACUGGAUAGCCGCCCCGCUGCCUGGCACGAGAGACUCCAUCAUUACAACAGUGACCAAGGAUAUAACGGCGUAUCACACAGUGUUCCUCACGGCCAUCCUGGGAGGCACCAUCAUCAUCAUCCUUGGCUUCACCGCAGUUCUUCUUUGCUACUGCAGGGAUAAAUGUGGUCAGUCAAAAAAGAGAAGGAAAAGCACAACCAAACUGGACAUCUUAAAAAAGGACCAGACGACAUCCACCUCACACAUAAAUCACCUGGGCAUUGCCAAGGUGUCACUGAAGCCGGAGGACAAGGCUCCAUUCUAUUCUGCCAGGAUAGCCUCUUACAGUCCUCAGAGAGGAGCUUCUGCGGAGGGUGAAGAGAGGAAGUGCCGUGACAGUUUCAAUAUGUACGCAGAAGGAGCUUCAUACCAGUCCUCUGGCCAAGAUGCUCACUGCAAAAACUCCCCAGAGCCUUUGGACCCCAACACGGGAGUGAGGCAUCUGCAGCCAAGCAACCAUAUCAAUGGAAGGAUUUCCCCGUCCAGAGAUGCGCAAGAGCAGAACCAAUAUGUCCCUCUGAAUGGGGAACUCUAUGGGCUCUCUCCUCUCCCGGAACAGUUAAUGCAUCUUUACAGUCAGCCGAUUGCCAUCCUUCAAACAUCUGACCUUUUCCACUCCCCGGAGCAGUUGCAUGCUGCCAAGUCGGCAACUUUGCCAAGGAAAGGACAGUUGGUGUACAGCCCAAUGAUGGAGCCCUUGAGUCGGGAAAGUUACACGCAGACAUUACCCAAAAUGCCGGCGCACUCUCACCUGCAGGCGCCAGUGUCCAGAGAGGAAGCGGCUGCAUUGGACAGGCAACAGGGCCUGUCGCCUCAAGCUGCCAACUGGGCGCGCUACACCAAUAGCUUGCUCGAGUCCGUUUCUGUUCCAGGAACGCUCAACGAAGCUGUCGUGAUGACACGCUUUUCAUCAGAGCUUCAGGGCAUUUCCGAGCAAACCCUCCUAGAGCUCUCGAAAGGCAAACAGUCCCCGCAUCCGAGGGCAUGGUUUGUGUCCUUGGAUGGCAAGCCAGUAGCGCAAGUGAGGCACUCAUUCAUUGAUCUCAAGAAGGGGGGCAGGAAGACUGAGAGUAAUGAUACCAGCUUGGAUUCUGGGGUGGACAUGAACGAGCAUAAUCCCGGCCGGAAGCUGGAGCGGGAGAAAACCUUCAUUAAGAGCAUGCAGCAUUCUAAGGUCCUUUACCUGGAAGACUUGGAUCUGAGUAGCAGUGAGGGCGGAACCACGGUCUGUACCCCUGAGGAUCAGGCUGUGAAACAUAUGCCCAACGGAGGGAGUGAUCCGGUCAUAGGACAGCACAACGAAGAAGUGCCUAGGAGGAGAACCACGACGGAAGAGCAGGAGGCCAGUCCUCCUCCAACUAAGAAACGAGGGAGGCCCCCUUUAACUAAGAGGGAGAGCAAAGCCAACAUUUGGAAGAAGCGAGAGGAGAGGCCACUCAUCCCGAUCAACUGA